UCGACUCUCGAAAACUAAUUCUAUGGAUUGUGUUUUCUACAGUGUGGAAUUUGUCUCCUGCAUCUCAAACUGAAUUUCUUCAGCGUUUUCACUUCACAUGAUUCUUUAAAUCUGCGGGGAAAAUCUGAAGUUCAUAAUGAGAAGUAUGUGUUAUAUUCUCAAAAAGAUGUCAUAAACAAAUUACCAUAAACAACCAGUAGCUGGCUCGAAUAAUAUUCAAUUAAAGAUACCACACUAUAAAUCAAAAGCCAGCGAUGUGUGCAAACAUGUAUGGUAACCUGACGUGUUACGAGGACGCAUGGUCCAGAUACGUACAAGCUGUGUUCAUCAGCGUGAACACAUUCCUCAUGAUUUUCGGGAAUAUAAUCGCUCUACUUAUCGUGUACAGAUCAAAAGCUCUACACGACUCAGCAUUCUGUUUCCUGAUGAACCUUGCUUUGUGUGAUCUGCUCUUAGGCGUGGUCAGUCAACCUCCUUCCCUUUACUACGCUAUUACGUGUCACUGGCCAGGUGGGCAGGAUAGCAUCUACUGUCAGUUUGUUGGAUUCUCGAUAUGUCUACUGUGCUCUGUGUCUCUGAUAUCACUGGGAUUGGUGAGUUACGAGAGGUAUAGCUACACGGUUCAUCCCUUCAACCACGUCACUAAGUUUACAUUUCAGCGAUCACUAUACGUAUGUGGUGUUGUUUGGGUGUACUGCGUCGUCGCAUCGCUGUUUCCUGUGGUUGGUCUAUGGAAAGGGGUAGGUUUACAACCUUACAAUGCUCUGUGUAAUAUCCAAUGGGAAGUCGAACCUCUAUACUUCAUCGGUAUGAUACUGGGCGUGUUGCUUCCAUCAGGAGCCCUCAUUACAUUCUCAUAUUUUCAAAUUAUGAAAGUGGCGCGAAAAGCCCGUAAGAUUGACGCAGUUCGACACGUGGUGACCGUGAGUGCAGUGUCACGGGGUGACUGCAGCAUUCAACCGGCUGAGGAAAGCGCGCCAAUAAGCACCACCACGCAGACAACAAAACGACAUUUGAAGAAACUAACCAACUUAAAGAAGAGUAUGAGAACCAGCAAAUGUACUAUAACAGUUGCUCUACUCGUUGGCACCUUCGCUGUGUGUUGGACUCCCUAUGUCAUCGUUAGUGCAGUUCAAGCAUUGCGAUGUGCCCCCAAUAACUUUUGGGUCACUGCGUUUGCGCAGUGGAUGUGUAUGUUCAACAGCGCAUGUAACCCCUUGAUUUACGGGAUCACGAAUAAGACGUUCAGGGAGGGGCUUGUAAAGAUGUUCCGUGGGUUCAGAUGCUGGGAUAGGGGAUUCUGACAAUCGUUAUAAAACUCCAGAUGAGUUGGUAAAAAAAGUAUCCCACUGAUUUCAUGAAACUUUACGCAACUUGUCAAGUCCAAUUGGCACUUGGGAGUGAGCGACAUGUAUUGCUCUGUGUGCAUUAGGCCUAUGGCAGGAAAUCUUUCGCGAGAAAAUUUUGUAUGCAGUUGCGUACGGUUUCGUAAAAACAGCGGCUGCCCACUGUGAAGAUAAAGCAACCGUUCAGAGUAAAAACAGCGGCUGCCCACUGUAAAGAUAAAGCAACCGUUCAGAGUAAAAACAGCGGCUGCCCACUGUGAAGAUAAAGCAACCGUUCAGAGUAAAAACAGCGGCUGCCCACUGUGAAGAUAAAGCAACCGUUCAGAGU
Messenger RNA from Asterias rubens (European starfish), 1674 nucleotides. RefSeq names its product G-protein coupled receptor 161-like. Gene Ontology annotation, biological process: G protein-coupled receptor signaling pathway. Gene Ontology annotation, molecular function: G protein-coupled receptor activity. Gene Ontology annotation, cellular component: membrane. The transcript has a single exon. The record is from RefSeq and is a predicted model, not a curated record. Bases 255 to 1304 code for a protein of 349 amino acids. NCBI's taxonomy places the organism in Eukaryota, Metazoa, Echinodermata, Asteroidea, Forcipulatida, Asteriidae.